Trypanosoma cruzi is the source of this 1971-nucleotide messenger RNA. RefSeq lists its product as uncharacterized. Lineage: Eukaryota; Euglenozoa; Kinetoplastea; Trypanosomatida; Trypanosomatidae. Gene Ontology annotation, biological process: protein phosphorylation. Gene Ontology annotation, molecular function: ATP binding; protein kinase activity. The coding region runs from base 1 to 1971 and encodes 656 amino acids. The transcript has a single exon. The record is from RefSeq and is a predicted model, not a curated record.
AUGCAAUACCACUCGUGCAGGCGUUCGGGGCUGUUAGUUGAGAAGGGCAUGCCGGCGAAGCGAACCAGGCAGGAGGAUGUGGGUCUUUGUGCUGAUGUUCUGCCGCGGAUGGCGACGGUGUUAAUGGAGGAAAGCGGCGUUGAUGUCGGCGAGGGGAAAAUUCCGCACUCCUUCAAGGUUGGCGGCAAUUGUCACAACAGAACCUCUUUGAUAGCAUCAACCAUGAAAUCAUCGUCAUCAUCAUCAUUAGUAUUGUCAUCAUCUUUAUCGUCAUCUUUGUCAUCGCGCUCCAUUUCACCUGUUUCUCCAGAGAGAAUUUCACUUCCUCUCCACAUUGUGAGUCCCAUGGAGAGCGGCAACAACAGUCAAGUGUUUUUGGCGCGGAGGGCCAAUGAGGGUGGAUUCGCACCUGCUGAGGAUCGUGAGGCGGCUCCCCGGAAAAAGCAGCAAUCACGAGCUUACAGUCCCCAACAAUGUCGAGAGGCUGAUUGCGAUGGGACCGAUGCUGGAAAUACAACGACGGCAGAAGACACAUUUAUGGCGCUGAAGUUUGUAUCUUCGUCUUCUAGUCACAUGCAGCGUGAGAUACAUUGCUUGAGGUAUUUGAACCGCUUUCGUGGGGAACCGAAUGCAGAGGCCAAUGAUGAAGUUAACGAGGCACCUAAUUGUGGCCGAUGCACUGCAUCUUUGCUUUUGUCUACACGUUCUUUCCCACCUCCUUGUCCAAAACUUUUCUUUACUCAGGAAGUAGGGGGUCAUGUCGCAAUCGGGUUGGAGCUCUUGGGUCCUGACCUGUUUGCCUUCACAGAGAGAUUUGUUUUAUAUGAGGAGGAGUUAUGCGUCGUGGGCAUUGAGCUCUUGCGGGCGCUUAGCGCGAUUCACCAGCUGGGCGUGACUCACCGCAGCAUUAAACCCGAGAACUUUUGCUGGAACUCCAGGGAAAUCCUAAACAAUGCUGCAAAUAAGGAUUGCGUUAGUCACGACAAGAGCGGGUCAACAAACUCUGUUGAAGAUGUACCUGUUUUCAUUUUCAAGAUUAUUGAUUACGGUCGUGGUAGUGUCAACACCGGUGACUCUCCGCCAAUGCAUUCCCUGUACGAGCGACCCUACAGGGGAUGGUGGCAUAGUCUACGUGGUCUCUUGGGGAAGCCGAUGGGACAAAAAGAUGAUUUAAUGGGCGUUGUCCACACCAUUGGUUAUCUUCUUGACGAUUACGAAAGCAAUGGGGGAUCAUUGAGUGUGUCAUCACGAUCUUCCUCUCUGAAACGAGUGGACAAUGCAAAAUGUGAUCCAAUUACCCAUACUACCACUACUGCUACCACUAAUAAUACUAUUAAUAGUACCAAUACAUCUUUUCUUGCUGGCGAAUCAUCUACGGAAAGCUGUGCUGCUAACGAUUGCCGCAGCGAAAAAAACGGAAGUUUAAUUCAGCGAAAUGUAAGAGGGGAUAGUCGUGAUAGUUUAUCAGUAAGCUCACUGACAAGUGAUGGAAGUGCCUUAAAUUCCCGUCGACGCUCUUAUUCGUCGUGGCGACGCCACUUUGCCGACAGGAUCGCCAUUGCGUACGGGGCUGCGUCAAAAAGCUACCGCCGGCUGCAUGGCUCUGAGCAAAGAGAGGGGACACAUGGUCGUGGGAAAAAAUUGGCUUGCGCGGAGCGAAAAUUGCCGGAUGCCGUUGAUCGGCGCAAUGCCAAGCGGGCCUGGAUUGUCCGUCAUGUCGAGACUGAAUACCUGCCAGCGAUGCUGCCUGAUCGCUACUACCCUCCUACCAUGCCGCAAUGGUGGGCAGAGUGGUUCGCCGCGUGUAACGCAUGGUGCAGUGAUGAUGCUGUGACAGUGGAGGAGAUGACGGCGUGGAUGAUGGAGCGAAUGCAGCAGCAGAUUGAGAAGAUGGGGGAUACUGUCGAGAGGUUGCGGCAGGACCUCAAGGAUCUGUACGUGCGCUAUCACGAAGGAAGGGAAGACUCUUAA